Fusarium pseudograminearum CS3096 is the source of this 1569-nucleotide messenger RNA. RefSeq lists its product as uncharacterized. The coding region runs from base 1 to 1569 and encodes 522 amino acids. The transcript has 4 exons. Lineage: Eukaryota; Fungi; Ascomycota; Sordariomycetes; Hypocreales; Nectriaceae. The record is from RefSeq and is a predicted model, not a curated record.
AUGACCACACUAAACCAUUCCCAGUUAGGCGACAUCAAAGGCCUCAAACACGACGACAAAGGCGUAGCUCAGUAUCUUGGCAUACAGUAUGCAACGAUAGCUCAUCGUUUUGCUGCUCCACAGCUACGAACCGACUAUGGAGGCACAAUUGACGCGACUCGUCGAGGUCCGCCUGUUGUUAGAUCUCCUGUAGCCGUGGGCAUUGAAUUCAGUCUCAUCCAAAAGUCUCUCGACAUACCCGAAUACCCUCCCGUAUCUGACCUGAAUGGCUUGAAUCUCGACAUAACUAUUCCGCAACAAGUCUCCGCUGACAAAGAUGCAAAAUUCCCUGUUCUUGUUUUCAUUCAUGGAGGGGCUUACCUUAUGGGCGAUAGUGGCGCUCCUCAUCAGGACAUGGGCGCCUUUGUCGCAUAUUCCCAGUCUAUUGGAAAGCCAAUCGUCGGUGUCUCUAUCAACUAUCGACUUGGAGUUGCGGGUUUCCUUGACAGCAACGAGCUGAGAGCGUCAGGUGCCCCGGCCAACAGAGGCCUUCUUGACCAAAAAACGGCAUUUGAAUGGCUUCGACGUCAUAUUGGCGGAUUCUCAGGCGACCCAACGCGUAUCACGGCCAUCGGCCAGAGUGCAGGAGCAAGCUCCGUCAUGAACCUCCUUGACUUGGAAUCUGGAGACACGCUUUUCGACCGCGCUAUUUGUCUAAGUGGAAACAAUUUGGCUGUUCCCGUAUGCACUAAGUCCGCCGCCCAGGAUGCGUACAAAUCUGUACUCGAGUGCCUUGCGAUAGACUCCACCCUGUCGAGUGAGGACCAAGUCAAAGCAUUGAUUGCCACUUCUGCAGAGGAUAUCCUUUCCAAGGUUUCUCUUUCCAUCAUUAUGACGCCUGUGAAAGAUAAGGAUGAUGAAGUUCCCUCCUUCGGGGGCAUGGAGGCGUAUCUGGCCUCGCGUCAAUACAAAACACCUUUAAUGGCUGGUUCAACGGAUUUUGAUGCAGUCAUCUUUCAAGCUUUGGGAAUUCUUGAAGGCCGAGAGCAAGGCGCUCUAGCUCGAGACUUUGUCAAAUAUUUGACUGACAACGUUCCUUUAACGCAUCGCGCAAAACUAGAGAGUCUUGUCUCUUUAUACGAUAUCUCGGCAACAGAUAAUAACGAUGAGGAGACCGUCACCAAGAUUGUGCAGUUCGCCACAGAUCUCACCUUUUACGCUACGACAAAGUACCACGUUUCCUAUUGGCCUACUCAGUCGUGGAUGUACUACCUCAACGAAUCCAACCCGUGGGAAGGUCCUUACCAAGGUCGUUCAUCUCACUGCCUUGACACGGCGUAUCUCUUCUUGAACUUCAGCGGCGUCAUGAAUGAAUCGCAGAAAAAGACAGCAAGGGAGUUUGCCCGCGACGUCAUCGAGUUCACAUACGGAGGGUCGCCAUGGGGUGAGUACCAUGCUUCUGGGGAUAUAAAAGUGUAUGGUACACCUGGAAAAGGUCAGGCGCCGUCUCAGGAAGUUCAAGAUCUUUGGAAGGAAAUAGGGCUAGAUAACUUGUUUCAGGGCUGGCAUGCUUUCUUUGCAAAAUUAUAG